Messenger RNA from Naegleria fowleri, 1479 nucleotides. RefSeq lists its product as uncharacterized. The coding region runs from base 1 to 1479 and encodes 492 amino acids. Gene Ontology annotation, biological process: sphingosine biosynthetic process; ceramide biosynthetic process. The record is from RefSeq and is a predicted model, not a curated record. The transcript is spliced from 2 exons. Gene Ontology annotation, molecular function: pyridoxal phosphate binding; serine C-palmitoyltransferase activity. Gene Ontology annotation, cellular component: serine palmitoyltransferase complex. Lineage: Eukaryota; Heterolobosea; Eutetramitea; Acrasida; Naegleriidae.
AUGACCAACUGCGACAUUUCCAACUGGUUGUUCAUCACCACAUGCCUCAAUUACGCAGUGCUGAUCUUGUUGGGUCAUUUACGUGACUUUUUUCAUGAAUUGUUUUAUGGGAGUGUUCACAAGACACCUCGUGGUCACGCACCAUUGUUGAGUUCGUUUGAAGAUUUGUAUACGAGAAGAAUAUUUAGAAGAGUGUGUGAUUGUUGGAAUCGACCAAUAGCAUCAAGACCUGGUGCUUAUAUUGAAGUCAUGGAACGAAUCUCUCACAAUUACAAUGCCACUCUCGAACUCACUGGUCGCACUCUUAAAUGUCUCAAUCUAGCCAGUUACAAUUAUUUGGGUUUUGCAGAGAGUCCUCCUCAUGUUGAAGCUCAAGUUUUAUCAAGUUUGGAUCAAUUCGGAGUUUCACAAGGUUCUCCAUACGGAGAUUGCGGAGGUUACACUCGAGUCCAUCAAGAAUUGGAACACAUGAUUGCUCGUUUCGUUGGACACGAAGAUGCCAUCAUCUUUUCGAUGGGUUUCGCAACGAAUAGUACCACCAUUCCCUUAUUGGCUUCUUCUCCAGAGUGUCUCAUUAUUAGUGAUCAAUUGAAUCAUAUGAGUAUUGUGAAUGGAGUGAGAAGUUCUUCAAGGGCAUGUUUGGUCGUAUUUAAACACAAUGAUAUGGAGCAUUUGGAGAGAAUUGUGAGAAAGAGUAUUUUGGAAGGUCAACCAAAGAGUCACAAACCUUGGAAGAAGAUUAUUAUUAUCAUGGAAGGAAUUUAUUCGAUGGAAGGAGAAAUUGCAAACUUGAAACGAGCAGUAGAAAUUAAGAAAAAGUAUGGAUGUUAUUUGUAUGUGGAUGAAGCUCACAGUAUUGGCGCUUUGGGUAAGACUGGUCGAGGUGCGUGUGAAUAUUGUGGAGUCAAUCCACAAGAUGUUGACAUUUUGAUGGGAACCUUUACAAAGAGUUUUGGUUCCGUGGGUGGUUAUGUGGCAGCCAGUAAGGAAAUCAUUUCGUAUUUGAGGAAGAAUUGCUAUGGUUUGACGUAUGGAAGUAGUAUUCCCACUCCGUGUGCUCAACAAGCAUUGUCUGCUCUCAAGGUCAUUACGGGAGAGGAUGGAACGGAUUUGGGACGAAGAAAAUUGCAACAACUCAAUGAAACUUCUAAUUACUUUAGGGAGGGCUUAAAGAAAUUGGGAUUUGAGGUCAUUAGUGAUGUGGACUCACCUGUGAUUAUUACCAUGCUUUACAAUCCUUCCAAAUGUGCUGCAUUGAGUCGAAUGUGUCUCGAAGAGGGUAUUGCUGUGGUGGUGGUAGGAGCUCCAGCAACGGAAACUCUGAAUUCGAGAGUGAGAUUUUGUGUCUCUGCUGCUCACACGAAAGAAGAUAUUGAUUUUGCUUUGGAAAAGUUGGAUCGAUUGGGUGACUGGACCGCUAGCAAGUACAAGCUGUUCAAGAGCCAAACUAUUAAUGAUUUGUAUAAUAUUGUAUUCUAG